This is a messenger RNA of Closterium sp. NIES-67, 1704 nucleotides long. The record is from the annotation of a GenBank genome assembly. Lineage: Eukaryota; Viridiplantae; Streptophyta; Zygnematophyceae; Desmidiales; Closteriaceae.
AUUCAGGUCAGGGACAUUGAUACCCGUAACAUUCUUGUAGAGUUUGCUUCGUUCCCCCCAUACCAUCGGACUGAAGCGUCCCCCCGGCGUAGCAAACUCUGCCGAGCUACCCUUGAACGUGUCAGAUAUACCUUUAUGGCGCCAUCUAUCGUCCUCCAGCGCUCGUCUAGCAUCGGAAACUCCUCCACGUUCCGUCUUGAUAGCGGGAGGAACACGGCGUGCAGAUGUGGCACUCCCAGCGGUAGCUCCGGUUUCAGUCAUCGGCGGCGUAGCUUCAGUGUAGCCACCAGCAGCACCGCCGCUGGCGUCAGCGUAACUUCUAACAGUAGUAGCAGCAGCAGCAGUACCCAUCGGUUUCUGGGAUCGGGGUACUCGUUUGGUGGGACGUCUCGUCGCAGCCUCUCAGAUCUCGCCUUUUCCGCGAGUAACCACCGCCACGAAAAAGUCCAUGAUAACUCGCGGGGUUCGUGCGUUCGCUGCGCCGCUUCCAUCGACGAAGCCGCUCACGAGCAUUACAGCCACCGCCAUUUCGCCGCUAGCUGGCAGCGUCAGGCGGAGAGCCAGCCCGGCGCACAGCUAGCUACGCCAGUCGAGACGGAGGCAGCAGAGUCCGUGCAUAGUGCCGGCGUCGCCGUUGUCUCGUCGGAGGUCAGCGGCCUCGCGGCGUCGGCGUCUCUGUCGCAGGCGCUCCUGUCCCGCUCCGCGACUCGUACCGUCGCAUCCGUGGGCGUGUCCGCCAUGUCCGCCGCUCGCCUCCGCCCCUCGAUGCUGCUCCGAAGCAAGGGCGGCGUCGUCAUGGCCGUCGCAUUGGCCGUUGCAGGCAUCGUGACAAUGAUCAGGUCGCACGACCACCAGCACCACCUAGAGUACGACGGCGGCAGCGAGGGCGAGGAGUGCGACGAGUGCGGCGGGUACGGGCUGUGCUGCUGCAGCCUCUGCGGCGGAACGGGCGCCAUCCGCUGGGAGGGCAAGUACGAUCGCAAGGACCCGUGCCCCGCGUGCGUUGGGGAGGGCUGCGCCAAGUGCCCGAAGUGUGGCUCGUCGCGCCGGAACAAGGCCGUUCCGCCGAUCGUGCUGGAGCGGCGAGUGUUCUAGACGCGCAGGGCGGCUUCGCGUGAAGGAAGGAGAGGAUUUGGCGAGGCUCUCGAACCAUGGGCAUUGAACGCGGCGAGUGUAAUUAUUGCAAGGCAAUCCGGCUCCGCGGAAACGGGAGGCAGACGCCCUUGCUCAAGUGCCUGGGUUCCGAUGGGCUUGGCCGCGACUUUGGAUGUGAAACGGUAGCUUCGGAUGGAUGGGGUGCGAUGGCGAAUGAUCCGCGUGUAGCAUCAUCUGCUGUCAGGAAACAGCGCAUCGUGUGGUCUGGAUCGACUCAGUUUCUCCGCUUUCGGCUGCUGAUGAUGAUCCCUGAGUUUUGUGGAAGAGAACGACCUCCCCUUCUGAUGGAGAGGGUGGGGCUCUUGAGACAGAGAGCUGCAUUGUCUACAGGGUUUUUGAUCUUUAAUGAGUGUAUAUACAGCUCUCUGGCUCGCUGCAGUCCCAAUAUAUGCCAUGUGCCUCACAUCACAUGGUCUGGGCUGGCUUCAGUGUACCUGCUGAAGGCGGUCUCUACAAUGUCUAGCUAGCAGUGUGCCUGAACUUAGGGUGGUUGAACGUUUGUAGUGGUUGUGAUUGACCUGUAAAUGAGCGUUCUUAUCAAAAGCAAGG